Molecule: messenger RNA, 1429 nt
Organism: Aspergillus japonicus CBS 114.51
Lineage: Eukaryota; Fungi; Ascomycota; Eurotiomycetes; Eurotiales; Aspergillaceae
Product: putative S-adenosylmethionine-dependent methyltransferase
Exons: 2
Coding region: 91-1320 (409 amino acids)
Biological process (GO): peptidyl-lysine monomethylation; peptidyl-lysine dimethylation
Cellular component (GO): cytoplasm
Molecular function (GO): protein-lysine N-methyltransferase activity
Source: RefSeq, a predicted model, not a curated record
CACUUCCCACCCAGGACCAACAACCAGGACACCAUCAAGGCCAUUGCCCAUUGUCCAUUGCCCACGGAGAAGGGUCAGCACAAUUCCACCAUGACCGACCAACAUCCCACAUAUUUAGAACCGAGUGAACUCGGCACCAAGGACUACUGGGAAACCUACUACGCCCGCACCCUCUCCCACCUCUCCUCCAAACAACCCGCUCCCAUCGCGUCUUCCUCGACCACCAAACCCACCACCACCACCACCUCCUCCUCCACCACCUCCUCCGAUGAAGAACCCUCCGAAGAAUCCGAAGACGACAUCGACGACGACUCCGACCCAGGCACCUCCUGGUUCUCGGAACACAACGCCCCCGCCAAAGUCCUGGACUUCCUCACCGACGAGACCUUUCCCCUCGCGCCGUGCCACACCACCACCACCCACCCCCUCCCCGGCCAUGCAGCCGAUGCUGAGGCUGAGGCUGACGCCGACGCUCAAACCGGGGUAAACCGCGGAGCGCAGCCGCCGCAGCAACCCUCCAUCCUCGACCUCGGCACCGGCAACGGCAGCAUGCUGGCGCUGCUCCGGAAACGCGGCGGCUUCCGGGGCGCCAUGGUCGGCGUGGAUUAUUCGGCGCAGAGCGUGGAGCUUGCGAGGCGGUUGCAGGCGUUGCGGAUCCAUCGGGCUUAUCUCUCGGAUUCGGAUGAGGAGGAUGAGGAUUCGGAUGAGGGGGAGGAUGAGGGGGAGGGGGGUGAAGGGCAGGGCCCAGGGGACCGGGAGGGGACGAAUAUGGAUAUUCGCUUCGAGGAGUGGGAUAUCCUCUCCUCCUCGCCCUCAUCCUCUUCUUCUGCUGGUGCUGGUGCUGGUGCUGGUGCUACUAGUGUGGUUCCUGAAGGGCUGGCGUGGUUUCCGUACGAGCGCCGGGGGUUCGAUAUUGUGUUGGAUAAGGGGACGUUUGAUGCUGUUUCUUUGUCGGCGGAGGUGGUGUCGGGUUCUGAGGGGGAGGAUGCGGAGGGUGCGGAGGGGACUGAGGGGACUGAGGGGCUGGGGGAAGGUCAAGAGAGGAAGGGGGGAAAGAUGGUGCAGAGGCGGGUUUGUGAACGGUACCCCGGCAUCGCCAGGGGGUUGGUGCGUCCGGGCGGGUUCCUCGUGGUGACGAGUUGUAACUGGACGGAGGAGGAGUUGGUGGAGUGGUUUACUGCUCCUGCUGCUGCUGCUGCUGCUGAUGGGCAGAAGGAUCGGUUGGUGGUUUGGGGCAGGGUCGAGUAUCCCAGGUUUCGCUUCGGGGGCAGGGAAGGGCAGGGUGUCUGUACGGUUUGCUUUCAGCGGGUGGUUGAUUAGAUCUUGAUUUUCUGUGAGUAUGAGUAGAGACUAUGCAUUAGAGUAUGCCAUCUCAUUUUUCGGGAGGUUUGGGAGUUGGGAGUUGAAGUCGUGAAGUGGGGGAGGGAAC